CUCUAACAAGCCCGGUCUCCGGAGAAGCGUUGACAAAGAUAUAGAUUAAGAAGUUGCUAGAACCGCUCUCUAUUCGUAACCAAAUCUUUAAUCACUCUUAAAAUAUCAAAAUGAGGUUUAACGACAUAAUAAUAAGCAUAAUAGCCACGGCAUCGGCAGCCGAUGCCGCCAAAGCACGUCGGGCCAACUGCCCCAACAUCCACAUCAUCGGCGCCCGCGAGACGACCGCGCCUCCGGGCUUCGGAUCCGCCCAAACAGUCGUCGACCUCAUCCAGAAAGCCAACAAUGGCGCCACAUCCGAAUCCAUCGUGUACCCCGCGGCCGGCGGAAACUCGUACGCCUCCAGCGUCUCAGCCGGCGUACUCGCGGUAGCGAACCAGACGAACACGUUUAACCAGAAGUGUCCUGAUUCGAAAAUCGUCGUGGUGGGGUACUCGCAGGGCGCACAAAUCGUAGACGACGCCUUCUGCGGGGGCCCCGACGGGACCAGUCUAAACACGAGCAUGGCCCUCGUCUCCACGGGCGUCAGCAAGAUGACCGCCGCGAUCAUCCUGAUGGGCGACCCGCGCCACGUCAACGGGCUGCCGUAUAACGUCGGGAACGCGACGGCAGGAGGGUUCGCAGCCCGUCCGGUCGGGUAUAAAUGCCCCGCUUUCGAAAACAUCAUCCAGGCGUACUGCGAUGCCGCGGACCCGUUUUGCGCGAAGGGGGAUAGUCAGGCUACUCAUCAGGGGUAUGGGAGGGAGUAUGGACAGGCUGCGCUGAGGUUUGUGCAGGGGAAGUUGGGGGCGACUAAUACGACGUCUGCAUCGGCAUCUUCGUCGUCGUCGUCGGCGGCGGCGGCGUCUAGUGGAAGUAAUAGUGUUACUGCGAGCGCGGCGGAGAGGAUACGGGUGGGUGAGGGGUACGUCUUGAUGUUGUUGGCGCUUGGUGGACUGGCUCUUCUGUGUUAGGCGCGUUUAAUAGGUACGUAAUUGAUAGUUUUAUCACCGGGAUUGGAGAAAGGAGUUUAUGUGCCUCUUAUAUGAAAAGGGGGCACUUAGGUAAUGAGGUAGAGAAUGAAGGAAAAGGGGGGGUCUCUCAAAGGCAUACCCUGGUUUCCACCACCGAC
Molecule: messenger RNA, 1111 nt
Organism: Annulohypoxylon maeteangense
Lineage: Eukaryota; Fungi; Ascomycota; Sordariomycetes; Xylariales; Hypoxylaceae
Product: carbohydrate esterase family 5 protein
Exons: 3
Coding region: 111-953 (280 amino acids)
Molecular function (GO): hydrolase activity
Source: RefSeq, a predicted model, not a curated record